This is a messenger RNA of Silurus meridionalis, 6628 nucleotides long. RefSeq names its product calmodulin regulated spectrin-associated protein family, member 2b (gene camsap2b). Gene Ontology annotation, molecular function: spectrin binding; microtubule minus-end binding; calmodulin binding. Lineage: Eukaryota; Metazoa; Chordata; Actinopteri; Siluriformes; Siluridae. Gene Ontology annotation, cellular component: microtubule minus-end. The record is from RefSeq and is a predicted model, not a curated record. The transcript has 18 exons. Gene Ontology annotation, biological process: negative regulation of microtubule depolymerization; neuron projection development; cytoplasmic microtubule organization. Bases 463 to 4746 code for a protein of 1427 amino acids.
GAGAGAGAGAGAGAGAGAGAGAGAGAGAGAAGGAAGGAAGGAGAGAGAGAUUUUGAGAGGGCUCCGUAUUAAACUUUCAGAAGAGGCAGAUCUGCUAAAGGCAAAUGCGAUGCUGGUUGUAACUCUGUAGGGCGCAUUUACGUACUUAAUGAUGGUCGGACUUUGCGUCUCCGGCUGCGCUUGAGCUUCUGCCGUAACCUGAGCAUAAUGACAGAGAAAGGCUGAAAACUGCCGUAGUUUUCUGCGUUUGGCUCGAUUUCGGCCCACGAUAGAGGAACGGCGGAAUGGUUUUCUCCGUUACAGCGGAACAUCCUGCCGCGCGCCCAGCCGUUCUUCAGAAGGCGGGGUUGUAGAGCUCGAGCAGAGCUCAGCGUUUUUUUUGGUAGGCAAUUUGCGCAUUCGGAGAAAUGCCAUCAGCCGGGGUUUUCACGUAGAUCUGCGCUUUUCCUUGUGGAACUCGUAAUGGAAGACGCGGGAGGUUUCGGGUACAGCGGGAGGACGUUCAUCGUCCCGAAGAUCACCUCGUUUGAUCAGUACGACUUCGGCAGGGCCAAAAUAGCGUGCAGCUUGACGUGGCUCGUGGCCAAAGCUUUUGGCUCAGAUUGUAUUCCAGUAGAACUGGAGGAACCAUUUUAUAAGGACCAGUAUGAGCAGGAGCACCUGAAGCCUCCAGUAGCAUCUCUGCUGCUGUCAGCUGAGCUUUACUGCAGGGCAGGCAGUCUGAUUCUGCGCAGCGAUGCUGCUCGACCACUCUUGGGUCACAACGGGGUCAUCCAGGCCCUCGCUCAGAAAGGCCUGUACGUCACUGACCAGGAAAGACUUGUUACUGAGAGAGACCUUUGCAAAACACCCAUCCAGAUGAGUUCCCACCUGGCGAUGAUUGACACUCUGAUGAUGGCAUAUACAGUGGAGAUGAUCAGUGUUGAGAGAGUGCUGAGCUGUGUACAGAAAUACUCGCCUUUUUUUCCAGAGGAAGACUUCCCUUACGACGCUGAAGAGGCUGUGACCACCUGGAUAAACAAGGUAAAUGAGUACUUGAGAGAGAUCAUGGCUCAGGAGCAAAGAGUAGGAAAAACACUUGAGGCCAAACCUGCAGUCCAAAAGGGGCACUUCAGGAAGGAAGACCCUAAAGCACAGCCUGCACUCUAUCUGCCACUAGUGGACAACCUGCUGAAGGACAACACUGAUGGCUGUGCUCUGGUAGCAUUGCUGCAUUUCUACUGCCCCAAUCCAGUGCCACUUGAAGAUAUCUGUGUGAAAGAGGCAAUGUCAUUGGCCGACAGUCUGUACAACCUGCAACUGAUCCAGCACUUCUGCAGGGAGAACCUGAAUAACUGCUGUCACUUCACACUGGAGGACAUGCUUUAUGCCUCCAGUUGUAUUAAGAGUAACUACCUUGUGUUUAUGGCAGAGCUGUUUUGGUGGUUUGAAGUGGUCAAACCCUCUUUCGUUCAGCCCCAGACACUUAAAUCUAAAGCUGAGGCAACUAAAAUGGCUCCCAUAACCAAACACAACCUGAUCCACAGGUCACCCAGCCCUGACCCAACAAAGUCAGUAAGCACCACCAACUCAGCCAUGAUAAAGAGGUCAAAUUCUUUGUCAUAUGUAGAUGGGUGUGUGGGGACAUGGCCCAAAGAGAAAAGGUCUUCAGCUCAUGGUAUCUCAUUUGAGAUUCCAUUUGAUGACCCUGUGGUUUAUACGUCAGGCCCAGGGUUAAGUCGGUCUGCUAGCUCAGAGGGCCUGGGGUUCAAAGGUCCCAGCUCAGCACGGGGCAUGCGGCGGAACCUCUCUUUCCAGCCUGUUAAUGGAAGUACACACACAACGUUACAAGAGGAAGAGGAUAAUGCUGCAACGUCACAGCAUAGAACUGUUAGACCUCUUGUUAGAACUGACUCUAGGUAUUUAAAUGGUGUGCAUCCAGACAUCACCAGUCCCCAGACUCCAACUCCUACUAUUGAAGAGGCUCUGAAGAUCAUCCAUGACUCAGAGUGCUCUCACAGUUGUCUGCGUCUCCCAUUUGGUGAAAAUGCAUUUUUCCUGCACCCCCCUGAUAACCAGGGCCAUGCUGCUGCUAACUCUGACCUUCGAGACCCCGAGGACAAUCUGUCUAAAGGUGCCCAGGCUGAUAAUGGCCAGCUAAAUUCUACAUCCACUGAAAUGGAUACAGGAAUUCACGUUCGUACAGAGGACAUCCAGGAUGGUCAGGAUGAAGACUCAUCUUUAAAGGAUUACUCUGAUAUGGACCAAGACUAUGAAGCACGUUCGUGCCCAUUACCUGAUACUGGUGACUGUUUCAGCCCUGUUCCAAGUCUACAGGGUCAGAGUUCAUUGGCUGCAAGCUCCACCUCCUCAAUUGGAUCCUCCUUUGCUGUGCGCAUGACAAGUUUUGCUGAGCAAAAGUUUCGCAAGCUUAACCAUGGGGAGGGAGAGAGUUGUGGAAAUACACCUGAAAGUGAUAUAAGCGCCACGGCUGCUAGGGCAAUAGCAAGGUCGGUUACACCUGAUGCCCGGGGUUCCAGUGAGGCCACCUCACCCCGUGACCCAUCUAGCCUGUUAGUGUCUGAAAUGGUGCAGUUGAAAAUGAAGCUUGAGGAAAAGCGGCGAGCCAUUGAAGCUCAAAAAAAGAAAGUGGAAGCUGUUUUCACACGCCACCGACAAAGAAUGGGUCGCACUGCCUUUCUCAACGUCGUUCGCCGCAAAGGAGCAAUCUCACCAUUAGGGGCUGAUGGAAGCAGUUGCAAAAAUCUGGAUGAGAAGCCAAACAUUCCAUCACAACUUUUGAAAACGAUCGAUAGCAACCCUCAGUUAGAGAGGUGCAAGCCUGACGGGGCACCACUUAAAUUUACCCCAGAGGAGGGAGGGAGUGGAGAGGUGGUAGACUUGACGGAGUACACGCGCUCGAUAGAACGCCUGAAUACAUCGCUGAGCCUCCUGCAGACCGAAAUGCAGCGCCUAGCACAGCAGCAGGAACACAUCAUGAGUUUAAGUGAACAGCAAACCUGGGUGAUCUCACCUCCUCAAACGCAAACACAGAAUUCAUUACAGAAACACUUGCGUGAGCUGCGCAGCAGUAGUGUUGUGGGUCGUGGGUCUGUGGGGUCUCUUUCCCCAAACCUUUCCUCUGCAGGGUCACCCCGUGCUGCACACCGCUCACCUGCUCUCAUAAAGAGAAAGUCUGCUUCAUUCCAUGCCAGAUCACCUCGUACUCCACGCCCAAAUGAGCUGAAAGUCACCCCGUUUUGUCGGAUGUUAAACACCCCACAAUCAGUAGACAGUCUACCCAGGCUGCGCCGCUUUUCUCCUCAACAAACACAAACUAGUUCGUUUGCAUACCUGGGACAUGAUGAGGGACCUACAAAUAAAAAUCACACAAAUAAAGAGAAAGUAAAUGCACCAGCAGUGGGGUCUGUAGACAAACAAACUGCCACUGAUGCAGAAAAAACGUCUGGUGAUGCUUUGUCCAGUCAAGUCACACAAAACCAAGAGGGGAACAUAGAGAAAGAAAAGAAAAAAGAUGAUAUCAUAGAGAAACCACCAGAAGAAACCGGACUUAAGUUAACAGCAGUGUGUCGGGUCCAGUCCCAGGCAGAGUAUAUGGAUGUGAUGAGUACAGUUAGCCCAGGGGAAACUCAGGCCCAGGAGGGUAGAAAGGACCUCAUUGAGGUGCCUCUCUCUGAACUGAAGCAACUAGAUGAUCCAGAACUGGAAGGUGGGAAAACGACUGAGGGCAGGGUGGAGAAGAUGUGUUGCGGGUUCUUCUACCGGGAUGAUCAGAAAGGUGAGGAAGACAUUGCACAGAAGAGAGCAGCUCUCUUGGAGAAGAGGUUAAGAAGAGAGAAAGAGAUGCAGAUGAAGAAACGGCUACAAGAGCAAGAGAUGGAGCAGAAAAAGGAAAUGUCAAGACUUAAAGAUGAGGAGGAUCGACAGAAAAAGGAGGAAGAAAAAGAUAGACGGGACUUCAUCAAAGAAGAGUAUUUGAGGAGGAGGCAACUCAAACUGAUGGAGGACAUGAACAGUGUAAUAAAGCCACGUACUUCAAGCACCAAACAGAAGAAACCCCGUCCUAAGUCCAUGCACAGAGACAUCAUGGAGUCUCCUAAACCCCCUACUCAGACAUACACAGGGUCACGACCUCGGGGAUAUUCUGUCUCCAGUCUAUCACUUGCCUCACUUAACUUGGCAGACAAUGACACUGUCCAAACAGACAAGAGGAUGUCUAGGCCAGAGACCACAGAGGGUCAGUCAUCACCCUGUCCAUCAGGAAAUCGGAAUGGGGAGAACUGGGAAAAUGAAUCAACAGCCUCGUCAGCAUCUAACACAGAAUACACAGGGCCAAAGCUUUACAAGGAGCCCAGUGCCAAGUCUAACAAACACAUAAUCCAGAAUGCAUUGGCUCACUGCUGCUUGGCAGGCAAAGUCAACGAGGGACAGAAGAGCAAAAUAUUAGAGGAAAUGGAGAAGACUGAGUCUAACAGCUUCCUUAUCCUGUUCCGAGAUGUGGGUUGCCAGUUUCGUGCACUUUACACAUACUGCCCAGAGACCGAGGAGAUCAGCAAGCUGGCAGGCAUCGGUCCAAAAGCCAUCAUGCCCAGGAUGAUUGAGAACCUGUACAAGUACAGCUCAGACAAAAAGCAGUUCUGCCACAUCCCAGCCAAGACCAUGUCAGCCAGCAUUGAUGCUAUUACAAUCUACAGUCACCUCUGGCAGACCAAGAAGCAAAGCACUCCCAAAAAACCGCUUAAGUGAGGCAGGUGGAACAAGAGGAAAUACGCACUACACAACUCACUGGAGUUCUGGUCAGGACUUUACAUGUUCACUGUUUAGCUUUUUCUUCUGAGAGUGUAAACAGGCAUAAUUUCAUUAAAAUAUUACCCAUAGCUUGAAUGUAAAUAUUGAAGACAUAAGGACUGGCUUAUCCUGCAGUCAGUAAUACUUUACAAUGAGCUAAGAGCAAACACAGCUUGUCUGCAUGUGGUGCGAGUGUGCAUAUGAGAGAGAGAGAGUGAGCGCGGAGUGCCAAAGCCGCAGGUUACACAGCCUUGCCUUUUUCUUGUUUUUACAUUUUCUCUUGCUAACACUAAAUUCAUCUGAGUGUGUGCAUUGGUGUAUUAUCAUAAAGAAACAUGGAGGAAUGUUACAUUGAUCAUUUAAAGACUGUAACAUAUUUAUGAAGUGUCAUUUUGUUUACUGGAACCUAAGCACCUGACUCUCUGAAUUUGAUGUCUGAAUUUAUUUAUAUUUUGGUAAUUAUCUUAAAGUUGGUGCAAAAUAGCUUCUAUCAGGUAUAAGAAGUGUGUUUGUAUAUAAUUGGCUUUAUUUUCUUCUGAAUGCAGAUAUUAUUUGGCUUGUAAACAUUGUGAGGCCUUUAGUGACUUUGAGAAAAUCAGCACGGAUCUACAAUUUUAAGCUGCUAAACCAUUACAUAUCAUUGACAUAAACUAUGCCAUGACUGUAACAAAAGUGUAACAUACUCAGUUCAUGUAAUAUGUUCUUAUAAAAACAUACUGCUAUCAUUUCUAGACACACAGCUGACAGCUUGAGUACUUUGCGUUAGUAAGUUACUAUUAAAAUUAAAAGAAUCACAGAGUAUAGUAUGAUCAUGCUUUGGUAACCAAUGCUGUCGUUAUUGGCAUACUGUUAAACAACAAAGUCUAAAUAACAUUAAUUAAGUAUAAAGUGCUUUCACAAGAGCUGUUGCGUUUUUACGAGCUUUGUAUCAAGCUUUGCUUUUUUUAUCUUCAGGUUCAAAAGAAAAAAAAGUUGUUUUUAUUUUUCUCUAGCAGAAGAAAUCAUCCACCAAAUUUAUUAGAGCUGUACAUAUUAUAGUUUUGCAUAUUAAUCCUAUUUUUUGAAGCCAUUGAAUAUUAAUGAUAUUUUUCAUAUUAACUAGAAAGUGCUUAAUCUUUGAAAGUUAUUCCCCAUACGUGUUGCCAAGAGCAAAGCUGCAGUGAAUAUAUGGGUGUCUCUCAAUGCAAAAUUGCCUAAAUGUGCAAUUCCCCGAAGAAUGUUUCUUGCCAAUUGCAAACAAACUUGCACUGACACCGAGAACAAAACCACUUUACUAUGAGCGGAAGGUGCUCAUUAUUUAAUGUUAGCAGCUUCCGUUGAACUUUUGCUUCCAGUUCCCGAACAAGAUUAAAGAUACUUUUAAAUUCUUACUCUUUUUCAUUUGCUCUAGUUGCCAGGAUCCAAAUUAAUUCAUUUGCAUCCUCAGUAUAUGGGGAGAAGCUGUACUUUUAACUGUUUAGUAGCUUUACCCUUCUCAUACCUACUGUAUAUUCUUAUUGUUAUAAUUCCUUGCAUUUGGCAGUAAAUAAAGUUAACCUUGGCAGUAAAUAGUCAAAUAAGGAUGUAAUUUGAGAAAGACCCUUAAAUUUCAUUCUACUGUUUUACCAUAUUUUUUAAAUAGAAUGUCAGCUCUGUGUCUGUACCUAUCAUGGAGUAUUAUUUUAAUAUACAAUUUAGUAUAGAUUCACUAAUUGCCUAUGUAACAGUUGAAUGUUCAGUUUUUCUUGUCCUUCAUUCCUCACUGUUGCUUGAGUUUAUAUUGUCCUGUGUCAGUGUCUGUUGUUUAUUAGAACAACUGUUAUCCUGUAUGGCUUUACAAAUACAGAUUUUCGUCCAAUUA